CCCCUGCAGGCGUCCGUUGUCCCCCGGGACCCAGGAAGCCCAGGGCAGGGCUGCAGAGAAGCUCAUCCCCAGCUAUCCGCCCUCCUAGCCAGGUGCACACGUACCUACUGUAUGCCGGGUACUGUUGUCAGAAGAGCCCCGUACUGGGCCAGCCUGGGGUGCCCAGAGCUAACGAGGUUUAUUGCCAAAGCGGAAAUCGCGUCUUUGAGCAUUUCGGGGAAUGAGUGGAGAGCCGGGAGGGGCGAUCGCUCUGGAGCCGUCAGUGAUGGGGACUGGCCUAGGCUACACGCCCCUCUCUUUGUCUCUAAUUAACCGGCGAGCCGUCCAGAGGCGGGUGUCUGGACCGCGCGGCCCUGGGCCCAGCGCCACCCUGCGCGAGGAAAAGGGGAGUGGGGAGCCGGAGCCCCACCGCGCCCGCAGCGCCGCCGCCGCGCGCCCCUGCGGGAAGGCGGUGCGCUCCCGGGAUCCCGGCCACGCGCCGCGCGCCCCUGCGGGAAGGCGGUGCGCUCCCGGAUUCCGGCCACGCGCCGCGCGCCCAGGCGGGGGAGCUCGCGAGCAGGACAUUCCGCGGGUUCCCGCGGUGGGUGCCGGCCGCCCACGCCCGGGCCCCUCGGGGCUUCACACAGGGGCGUUCACUCGGAGUGACCAGAAUAGCUGCACCUCGCGUUAGGGCCCACGCUGGUACCCUCUGGACACCAGCUGACAAUCCACGUCCGGAAAACCUAGUCAUAAUUGUAGAAUUAAAAAAUGCACGUGAGCCAACCAGCGGCCGCAGCACUUCCGUGAAAAAACCCCGAAAAGCCGUGUCGGCUUCCGCGGAUCCUCUGACGUCGCGGUCCGGAACCCUGCCACCUGCAGUGCCUGCGCCCUGAGCAGAGGGACGGCCGGCGGGACCCAUUCUCCUCAAAGAGACACUUGGGAGACAGCCUUGCUGCAGGGAUGGGGGACUCCUGGAAUAGGAGAUCCCUUUAAACAUGCUCCUGGGCCUGCAGUUUUUUGUACCUCUGGAGACCAUACAUAACAAAAAGUCUCUGAAUUCAGUAUUUUUUAAAUUAAAUUUGUAAUUCAUCACAAUCCUAUCAUCAACCUUGAAAAACUGUUGAUGUUGUAACAUUGUAUGUAAGACAUCGUAUUUAUU
Messenger RNA from Manis javanica (Malayan pangolin), 1138 nucleotides. Lineage: Eukaryota; Metazoa; Chordata; Mammalia; Pholidota; Manidae. The record is from RefSeq and is a predicted model, not a curated record.